Messenger RNA from Micropterus dolomieu (smallmouth bass), 685 nucleotides. RefSeq names its product PEX5-related protein-like. The record is from RefSeq and is a predicted model, not a curated record. The annotation marks the transcript as partial. NCBI's taxonomy places the organism in Eukaryota, Metazoa, Chordata, Actinopteri, Centrarchiformes, Centrarchidae. The transcript has 5 exons.
UUCUGUCCACAGCUCUGGACCUGGUGGACCUCAGCGAGCCGGGGGAGAGCAGCACGGGCAGUAACGGCGGUAGUAGCGGGAGCAGUAGUGUCGGGGGCAGCAGCAGCAACAAGGACCAGAGGAGGAGCCCCCAGAGGAGGAGCCCUCUGAGGAGGAAGGGCAGCCCGAGGAGCCCGAGAUGCCGGACGAGACCUGACGAGACGGAGCUGAUCCAGGUGGAGGUAGAACACCUGCCUGCCAGUCCCAGAACACCUGAGCGGAUCUCACUGGACUCAGUCAGUCUGUCUUCUCCUCUGGACAAAUGGGACGAGGUGAACCUGGACGUGGAGGACGCAGGACGCAAGAGAUACGAGAAGAGAUGCACCUCCCACCACUCCUCCAGCGAACUGCUGUGGUCUGCGGAGUUUAAAACUGAUCCUCUGACGAAGAACUGCUUCGAAGUCCACAGCUUCGACGAUCUCGACUUCAUAUCUUCAACACAGGACUGCGCGGCGUCCAGACAGCGGCGGCGGACUCGUUCCCUGCUGGCCAGAAAAGAGUCUCUGGAGGACGAGUUUGUCAGAGCGAAGGCUGCUGUUGAGUCCAGCAUGAUGGUGGGAGUGUCCUGGUCUGGGGCUGCAUAAGUGCUGCUGGGACUGGGGAGCUACAGCUCACUGAGGGAACCAUGAAUGCCCACAUGUACUAU